AUGCAGGUGAUUACUGUGGUCGGAUUGGUCGGAUUCGUGGUCUCAAAGACGGGCUUAGCGCCUUUUGAUGUCAUGGACAAAGGCGAGGCACUCCCUGUGGCAUGUUCUUGCCUAUUUCUCUCGUACCUGCCAAAUGUGAAGUUGUGGAGCGGACUGUUGUUGUUUGCCUCCAUAUGUAUUCUACUUAAUAUAUUUUACCUCCUGUCGUUGUCUGUGCUAGCAACUCUCGAAGACGCGCUCGGUGACCGCUGGUCACGAUGUUUUCCGCGUUUCGUGCUAGCACUGUUCGCUGGACGCCAUGCGUAUGAGCUGGUAACCGGGUUCUUGAAGUACGUCACAAUCUUCGUCAUCCUCACAUUCGAACUAUUCGCGACUGCUUGGUUCUACUGUGCGCAUCGACUUGGAAUGGACCUUCAUGUGAUGCUGAGGAACGCUUGCUGUUGGUGCUUCGGUCAUUUCAUUCUGUUCUUCACGUACCUCCUGCCAAUAAUACCAGCAGCGGUAGCGUUGCUGAACCUUCACGACUACGACUUCUCCAUAUUUUCCUUGCCCAUUCACUCGUGGCCAUAUUCGGAAUGGGUUGGAGCUGCGGUCGCUCUGGGACCACUCCUACCGAUCCCCCUUGUGUUAUUCUUCACAAUACUGGGCGCAUGUUGUUGUCGCGGAAAACAAGGAUAUACUCGAGGACAG
Ostertagia ostertagi is the source of this 690-nucleotide messenger RNA. The record is from the annotation of a GenBank genome assembly. Lineage: Eukaryota; Metazoa; Nematoda; Chromadorea; Rhabditida; Trichostrongylidae.